AGGUCACACUCAGCUCAGAAAGAAGUAGGCAUUCGUUCAAGUCUGCCAUAUUUGAUUGUUACUACACAUAUUUUAUUCAAUUUUUUAAUAAAUUCUCAAUAUGCGGGAAAUCGUACACAUUCAAGCCGGUCAGUGCGGAAACCAGAUUGGAGCUAAGUUCUGGGAAAUCAUUUCCGACGAACAUGGAAUUGACCCAACCGGCGCAUACCAUGGUGACUCCGAUCUCCAAUUGGAACGUAUCAACGUUUACUACAAUGAAGCCAGCGGUGGAAAAUACGUUCCACGUGCCAUUCUUGUCGAUUUAGAACCCGGCACAAUGGACUCAGUACGUUCUGGUCCAUUUGGACAAAUCUUCCGACCCGACAACUUUGUAUUUGGACAAUCAGGCGCUGGAAACAAUUGGGCCAAGGGUCAUUACACAGAAGGUGCUGAAUUAGUUGAUUCAGUGCUCGAUGUUGUACGAAAAGAAGCCGAAUCAUGUGAUUGUUUACAAGGUUUCCAAUUGACACAUUCGUUAGGAGGUGGUACCGGAUCCGGUAUGGGUACCCUUCUUAUCUCGAAAAUCCGCGAAGAAUAUCCAGACAGAAUAAUGAACACAUACUCCGUAGUACCAUCACCAAAAGUAUCCGAUACUGUAGUCGAACCAUACAAUGCCACCUUAUCCGUACAUCAACUUGUAGAAAACACCGACGAAACCUACUGUAUCGAUAACGAAGCUCUCUACGACAUCUGCUUCCGUACCUUAAAACUCACCACCCCCACAUAUGGAGACUUGAACCAUCUUGUAUCGUUAACAAUGUCGGGAGUCACCACUUGUCUUCGGUUCCCAGGUCAAUUGAAUGCCGAUCUUAGAAAGUUGGCUGUCAACAUGGUACCAUUCCCACGUUUACAUUUCUUCAUGCCUGGUUUCGCUCCACUUACAUCCAGAGGAAGCCAACAAUACCGAGCCCUCACCGUUCCAGAAUUAACCCAACAAAUGUUCGAUGCUAAGAACAUGAUGGCUGCCUGUGAUCCACGACAUGGACGAUACUUGACCGUAGCCGCUGUCUUCCGAGGACGAAUGUCAAUGAAGGAAGUCGAUGAACAAAUGCUUAACAUCCAAAACAAAAACAGUUCGUACUUCGUCGAAUGGAUCCCGAACAACGUGAAGACAGCCGUUUGUGAUAUUCCACCAAGAGGACUCAAAAUGUCAGCCACCUUCAUCGGUAACUCAACCGCCAUCCAAGAGUUAUUCAAACGAAUCUCCGAACAAUUCACGGCUAUGUUCAGACGUAAAGCUUUCUUGCAUUGGUACACGGGUGAAGGUAUGGACGAAAUGGAAUUCACAGAAGCCGAAUCAAACAUGAACGAUUUAGUCAGCGAAUAUCAACAAUACCAAGAAGCAACCGCCGACGAGGAUGCUGAAUUCGAUGAGGAACAAGAAGCCGAAGUUGAUGAAAAUUAAAUUAUUUACAACCGCAUCCUCCCUCUAUCCACCCUCUCCCAUUUCUUUCAUUCGUUUUCCAUUUGCUUUGUUUUGUUUUUCAUCGUUUAACGUUUCAUUUUGAAUUCAUCGUUUUCGAAAUUUUUUAGGCCACCACUGGCUGCGCUUUAAUUAUUUAAUUUUUCUUUUUUUUUGUACUUUUCAUUUUCAAAAUGGCGUACUAUUUAAAAAAAAAAAUUAUUGCAAGUUUUGUACAGUUAUAUACAUUCCUAAUGUUGAUUAUUCGUAUUUGUCAGAAGAACUGAGAAAAUAUUAAAAAAUUCUAACUUA
Molecule: messenger RNA, 1753 nt
Organism: Chrysoperla carnea
Lineage: Eukaryota; Metazoa; Arthropoda; Insecta; Neuroptera; Chrysopidae
Product: tubulin beta-1 chain
Exons: 2
Coding region: 101-1444 (447 amino acids)
Biological process (GO): microtubule cytoskeleton organization; mitotic cell cycle
Cellular component (GO): cytoplasm; microtubule
Molecular function (GO): GTPase activity; GTP binding; structural constituent of cytoskeleton
Source: RefSeq, a predicted model, not a curated record